Messenger RNA from Colletotrichum acutatum, 531 nucleotides. RefSeq lists its product as uncharacterized. Bases 1 to 531 code for a protein of 176 amino acids. The record is from RefSeq and is a predicted model, not a curated record. The transcript is spliced from 2 exons. NCBI's taxonomy places the organism in Eukaryota, Fungi, Ascomycota, Sordariomycetes, Glomerellales, Glomerellaceae.
AUGUACGCUUUAUCGUCCUUCACGAGAGGUACAGGGAGAAGCCCUUCUCUCAAGGACCCAAACCGAAUGGCCAUUUACGAGGAGAUUCAUAUCACGAGCCCUGCUGGCUGUUGCACGAAAGACCCUCCCCCUCAUCGGCUCGAGAGUGCCGUGGGUUAUCCGUACCUGGGGCUUGCUACGAUAAACUCGAGUGAAAGUCACUCAAUUGGUGCUCGAACUCGCGUCAGUGGAAAGUUACCCACCAAACCUCGUACUUUGGAAUUCGUGAUCUUGAACGUCAGCGAGGUCCUCAUCCGCAACAUCAAAGAAAUCUGUCAUGGCGCCAGCUUCCAGGACGAGAGAUUCCUGGCGGGCGUCCGUUCCAUACCAGCAGAACGACGCGACUCUGAUCAAAACAACUCCAACUCACCCACGAGACUCAUCCGCUUGCUUUGCACAUGUAUUACAAAAACACGCUAUCUGACUAUGCAUUCCAGACUCGACGUUGGUUUGGUGAUCCACCCCAUGGUCAAGUGCUGCUCUUCGCUCUAG